Molecule: messenger RNA, 5253 nt
Organism: Volvox carteri f. nagariensis
Lineage: Eukaryota; Viridiplantae; Chlorophyta; Chlorophyceae; Chlamydomonadales; Volvocaceae
Exons: 24
Coding region: 1-5253 (1750 amino acids)
Biological process (GO): cGMP biosynthetic process; receptor guanylyl cyclase signaling pathway; intracellular signal transduction
Molecular function (GO): peptide receptor activity; guanylate cyclase activity
Source: RefSeq, a predicted model, not a curated record
AUGGCUGGCGCCGGUGCACAGGUUAAUGGCGACGCGGCACUAAGGCUUCCACCAGUUGGCGACGUGAUAGCGCUCUCAGACCUUGUGCAGCAGAUCAGCAACCUGGGCGAUCCUGUUGCCAUCAUCACCUUUGACCGCACCACCAAGCGCAGCCUGCGCUCUCACCGCGUCAGUCCCCACCUGGUGAUGGACAUCAACAUGGAAGCCAUGUUUGCCGGAGGCGUGGUUUCGCCGCCGUGCAUGACGAACACUUCCUGCGGGGAACAGUCCCUGGAGCCACUGGGCCACCUGUCGCCGCAGGCCGUUCUGCACCUGCUGCAGAGGCAUUACUGUAACGCCGAAGCAAUUCGGCUGGCGGUGCACUGCACCAACCCCGCGUUGCAAUCCCUGUUGGGUUGCCCGGGGGAAGGGGACUACGAGGGGCUGCUGGGGGAGCUGCUGUCCACGGAGCACAUGAUGCGGGCGGUGCUGCACGACUGCUGCCUGUGCAUGCUGGAGGGAGUGGGGGCUGCAAAUGCACAGCUGAUGGUGCACCACCCUAUCCGCAGCACCGCCUCCAGGAUGGUGCUGCCGGUGAUGGUGCAGCCGCUGCUGGUGUGGCGGCGCUCUCCCGGGGCACCCGCCACCGCGGCUGAGGUGCCCACCAUGGCAGUGGUGGUGCGGUACACGCUAUCCGCGGGGCUGCACGACGCGCUGCAGCAGCUGCAUCGUGUGUAUGUAAUGCUGUCGAGCCUCUCAGGCAUUGUAACGCUGUUCACGCUACGGGGCCUGGUCCUGCACCAGAACGCGGCGUCUGUUAGGUACAUGGGCUUGCGGACGGCUCUGGGCCCGGAGGCAAUCGGCCUCGCCAACGCCACCAACGCGGGUGCCGGGGGCGGCGGCGGCGGCGGCGGCGGCACCGACAUCCAGCAAUCCGCCGACCUGACUGAUGCCAGCGGGCUGGCGCUGGGCAGCCUGCUGCGGCAGAUCUUCGCCCUCAGCUCCGAGCAGCUGGACGACAUGCUUGAGGACGUGGUGGAGGGCAAGACGUGGAAAGGCAUCGUGCGGGUGCCGCCGCUGCUGACGCCCACAACGGAUCCGGGGCCCGUACAGGCGGCGGUGCUCGUGGCGCGCGGCAUGAGCGCCAUGACGGGCGGGCCCACUCCCAACGGCUCCAACGCACAGGUGAUGUCCACGUGGGAGCGACUGGGGCCCGUGUUGAUGAGCACCCAGCCGGGGGUGCGUUGCUCUGUGGCUCAAAACGGUAACCAGAGCGACGCCGAGGGCCACAGCGAUAUGGUCGGGGCACUCAUGCUGACCCAGGAGGCGGAUAAGAGCCUGGGCGGGCCCGUGGACGCGGCGGCUGCGGCGGGGUCUACGAUUACGGGCUCCACCGCGGGGGGGACGAUCAUGGCGCUGCCGGGCACGACGGCCUCGGUGCUGCGGACGAACGCCAGCACGCUGGGGGCCGGCGGCGGCGGCGGCGACAGGAAUGUGAACAGCGGAGGCGGGGGAGGCGGGGAUACGGGGAGCACCCCGGGUAGCUGCUUGUUCCUGGCGAUGGGGAGUACCAGCGGUACGACAUUCAGCAGGAUGAAUGCUGGCUCACAUCUGGGGACGCAGAACUCCUUCCUCCGCAUGGGCGUCCACCAGCGCACUCUUAUGAGCCGGCUGAGCUCCAACGAUCUGCCAGAGGGCGGAUCCCUGGCCACAGCGCUGUCCAUGCCGGGGCCUGGAGGAGGUGGCGGCAGCGGCCGCAGCGGUGGCAACGGCGGCAUUGGCGGCGGCUCCGGGAUGAUGUCCACGGGCGCCACCGUCGGCAGCACCGCCGCCGCCGGCAAGUCGAGCGGCAACGGCGGCUCCACGGCAGGUUCCUUGUACGUCGCCUCCAAAUUGUCAGGCUCCGCGCCCGUGGUGCCGUCCAAUUCGCGAGCGCAAUCGGCGGUGCGGAUCGCCGGCACAAGCCUGCUGCGCACGUUGAUGGAAAACGGCACGUCCAUUAUGAGCGAGAUGGACCGGGCAUCCAACAGUAUUGGGUAUCUGAGCGGGCUGGCGGGGCCGACCGGCACAGGUAGCGGCGGCCUGCCUGAGGACGGUCUGCAGCGCCGGCAGCAGCAGCAGCCGGGACUGACGGACGCUGCGCGGCGGUCCAUUGUACGGCGCCGAAGCGCGCUGAAGCUGGUGCCGUCACCCUCUGACGACAACCCGUUAUCCACGUCAACAUGGGGCCUGUUUGAGAGCUCCCGAGUGCGAGGGGAAUCCAAGUCAUUCACGCUCCGCCGUACCAACAGCCCCUCUGCGCCCAACGGCAUCAAGCGCGUCGGCACCGACCGUACCCUGGAGCAUAUGAAGGCGGCGCCAUCGCACACGGAGCCGCAGACUGGCAGCGCCGCCGCCGUCGCCUCCACCGUCACCGCCGGCAGCCUUACCUCCGGUGGCGGCGGGGCUAAGAAGCGGCCGCCUAGCCGGCUCAUGUCCUUCCUCGCUAACAAGAACAUCGGUGGGGCCCCGACAGCCGCGAGUCACUCGGCUAGAUCAAUAACAACAACGGGUGGCGGCAACGUUUGGUCGACAUCUGUGGUGGGGGAAGGCGGCUCGGCGCACGACGGCGGCGGCGCCGCGGCUGGCGGGGGCGGCGGCGGCGGCGGCCCAAGCUCGUUCAAGGGCGUCUGUUCGACAACCGAACUGGAGAUCGGCAGCCGGCAGGGGUCAUCCUUGGGGCGAAGCGGCCUGUCAACACUGGCGGUGCAGCAGCACCUCGCGUCCAAUGCGGCCAUGUUGGAGACGGCGGCCCAGAACGGCAGUGCGAACAACGCCACCGCCGCCGCCUCUGCGUCCGCCCGCGCCGGAUCACCGCGGCGGCCGCCCGCUCGCCGUGUUAUGCGGCCAGCGAUUGCAGACGUGGCGGAGGAGAGCGGUGCGGAGUGCAGCGGUCGGUUGCCGCUGAUGGUGGCGGCGGCGCGGGAGAGCGGCGUGAGCACCGCAGCGGGCCCCCCGGCGGUGCUGCCGCAGCUGUCGGCAGUAAUGCAGGCGUCGCGGGCGUCGACGGCGUCGCAGGUCCCUGGUCGGGAGAUGACACACCCCUCCUACGGCGGUGGCUCGCAGGAUCGAGCCUCUUGCAGCUGCGAUGAUGACGAAGACUGCUGGCAUGAGAUUACGGCAUCAACACUUCGAGAUCCUGUCAGCGGCGAACAGGCGCUAUUGCUCAUGCAGGUGGACGUGUCCGCCCGGGUCCGAGCGGAGCGGCGAAUAGCUGAGGUGUUGGAGGCGGAACAUAAGCUCCUGGAGAGCGUGUUUCCCAGGCACGUUUUGGAGCUUGCCGCCACGCAGCACCCCAAGAACGGCGCGGGUCGUCAAGGGCUGGGAGCUAUGAGCAAGUUCAGCCUGGCCGAGCUGCCUCUCGUUCAGAACUGCGCCUCCGUGGCCACAUACCACCCCAUGGUCACAAUCCUCUUCAGUGACAUUGUCGGCUUCACCAGCAUGUGCCACGAGAUCCCCGCCACCAAGGUCAUGGAGUUCCUGAACAACCUCUACUCGCGAUUGGGGGGGGCGCUGUCCUGGUACGUGGUGGUGGCGGUACGUGGUGGUGGCGGUACGUGGUGGUGGCGGUACGUGGUGGUGGCGGUACGUGGUGGCACCUUACAGGCAUGUAGGGAUGAAAGCGGGGACACGCUUCUGGAUGUGUACGGUGUGUACAAGGUAUCUUUACUCGUUCGCGACUGCUACAUGGUGGCGGGGGGCCUCAUGACCCGGGACGCCGACGGCUUCAUGACGGUGCGAGGUAGCGACAGCACGGACGAGCUGCACGCCGCCAAGGUCAUGUCAUUUGCAAAGGCCAUGCUGCGUGAGACAUCGGAGGUGCUGCUGCCCACCACUGGCCAGCCAGUGCAGAUGCGAAUAGGGGAGCGGGGCUGGUCGCUGGCCUACCUGGAUGGGAUGGGGAGGUGGCUGAAUGCGAACGAGGCGGCCUGGGCGCCCAAAUGGCCGUGCUACAUGCACCUGUCUAUGUGGGAGGGGACUACCUUGCUAGUGCUGGUGCUAGUGCUGGUGCUAGUGCUGGUGCUAGUGCUGGUGCUAGUGCUGGUGCUAGUGCUGGUGCUAGUGCUGGUGCUAGUGCUGGUGCUAGUGCUGGUGCUAGUGCUGGUGCUGGUGCUGGUGCUGGUGCUAGUGCUGGUGCUAGUGCUGGUGCUAGUGCUGGUGCUGGUGCUGGUGCUAGUGCUGGUGCCAGUGCUGGUGCUAGUGCUGGUGCUAGUGCUGGUGCCAGUGCUGGUGCUGCUGAUAAUGGUGAUGGUGCUGCAUGCCAUCGGUGCCGCUGUCAGCCACGUUACUUCAUCAACUGCCUAUUGGGAACGAAGCGGCCUGCACUCGGGCCCCGUCAUGAGCGGCAUUGUGGGCUCCAAGAUGCCCCGGUUCUGCCUCUUCGGGGACACGGUGAACACCGCUAGCCGCAUGGAGAGCACGUGUCCGCCCGGUUGCAUCCACGUCAGCGGAGCCACCCGGGAGUUCCUGCUGGACGAGGACUGGGAGCCCACCGGGGGAGUGAUGGUGAAGGGCAAGGGCGUCAUGGAGACGUUCCGCUGGGUCCCGCUGGAUGCGGAGACCUCACCGCAGAUUCGAGCUACGGGCUCGCAGCGCCACAACCGCCCCCGCCGCGCCUCUUCCAUCGCCUACAUCCACACCGGAUGCGGUGGCGGCGUCGGCGUCGGUGUCGGCGUCGGCGGUGGCGGUGGCUGGACCUUUGGCGUCGGCGGCACUGGCGGCCCCAGCCGCGACGGCUCCGGAAGCAUCAGCCUGGCGCAACAGGCCGCGCAAACCGUCGGGUCGGGACCCAUGGGUCUGACUAGCGCAACCGGCUCCUGCGGCAUGAACAGCGCCGCUAGCAAUGCCGUACACUUUAGUGCUCAAGGUGGUUGCGCCUGGCCGUACACUGGCCCCGCCAAGGGCCACCGGGCUGCCUCCGCCAGCAUCGCCUUCAUGGGGACGGCGACUGGCUCUGCGGCGGGUCAAGGGCCGGGGACCCCGAUGGGGGCCACGGCAGCGGCGGCGGAUGCGGCAGCGGCAGCGGCAGCGGCGGCCGUGGCGGUAACGCCCGCAGCGACACCCGCGGGGCCUGGCCCGACCCGCUUGAGGGUGAGGGUGAGGGUGAAGGAGGGGCAGAGGGUGAAGGAGAGGGGAGCACAAUUGCGCAUCAGCACCACCAUCACCGCCAACGCCACACGAGGGGAGAUUUUGGGAUUUUCAGGGCGCGCGACUUCGAAGGUUACUUAUUCAUGA